GUACAAAAGGCCUCCCUAUUAAUAUUACAACAAUAUCUGACGAAGAUAUACCAAGUGAAAGUGUUGGCAGUGAUGAUAAUGGUAAGGGAAGCGAUAGUAAGAGUAAAGGUAGAGAUGAGGAAGAAAGUAAGCAUGCAGAUAAAAAAAGCGGGCAGGGUAAAAAAAGUAAGAAGAAAAGAAGGAGUGCUUAA
Ambispora leptoticha is the source of this 191-nucleotide messenger RNA. Lineage: Eukaryota; Fungi; Glomeromycota; Glomeromycetes; Archaeosporales; Ambisporaceae. The record is from the annotation of a GenBank genome assembly.